Sorex fumeus (smoky shrew) is the source of this 652-nucleotide messenger RNA. Its product is annotated as zinc finger protein 330-like. NCBI's taxonomy places the organism in Eukaryota, Metazoa, Chordata, Mammalia, Eulipotyphla, Soricidae. Bases 107 to 652 code for a protein of 181 amino acids. The record is from RefSeq and is a predicted model, not a curated record. Gene Ontology annotation, molecular function: zinc ion binding. The transcript has a single exon. Gene Ontology annotation, cellular component: nucleus.
AAAGACAGGCGCCAGGAAGAAGGCAGAGAACUGCCGGGAACGCAAAAAGCAGCUGCGAGCAUCGAGAGGCACCAUAGAUUUAGCUAAACACCCUUGCAAUGCUUCAAUGGAAUGUGACAAGUGUCAGAGGCGGCAGAAGAACAGAGCAUUCUGCUAUUUUUGUAAUUCUGUCCAGAAGUUACCAAUUUUCGCACAGUGUGGGAAGACAAAGUGCAUUAUGAAGUCUUCAGACUGUGUCAUAAAGCACACAGGUGUCUACAGCACUGGCCUUGCCAUGGUGGGCGCCAUCUGUGACUUCUGCGAAGCCUGGGUGUGCCACGGACGCAAGUGCCUGAGCACCCACGCGUGCGCGUGCCCGCUUACGGACCCCGAGUGCGUGGAGUGCGAGCGCCACGUCUGGGACCACGGAGGCAGAAUAUUCAGUUGUUCUUUCUGCCAUAACUUUCUCUGUGAAGAUGAUCAGUUUGAACAUCAAGCCAGCUGCCAGGUUUUAGAGGCGGAAACAUUUAAAUGUGUGUCCUGCAACCGGCUGGGCCAGCACUCCUGUCUCCGGUGUAAGGCAUGUUUCUGUGACGAUCAUACCAGGGUGACAAAUAUACAUAAUAAAAAUCUUAUAAAGUCCUCUAUGCUGUUUUUUUUAGAAAAUAAUUGA